Molecule: messenger RNA, 2457 nt
Organism: Pyrus x bretschneideri (Chinese white pear)
Lineage: Eukaryota; Viridiplantae; Streptophyta; Magnoliopsida; Rosales; Rosaceae
Product: zinc finger CCCH domain-containing protein 32
Exons: 3
Coding region: 211-1929 (572 amino acids)
Molecular function (GO): metal ion binding
Source: RefSeq, a predicted model, not a curated record
CGCCAAAGGACCCGAAACGCCACAGACAGCAAAACCCAAACGACACACAGAAAGCACAGCACAAACCUCCCUCACUCUCUCCGUUCCCGAUCUCUCAUCCGCCAUCGCCGCACUAGCGGCCAUGCACAUUUGUUAGCACCCUCCACUCCGACAUUUUUCUUCAAGUAUUUUUUCUCUCUCACCAUUUUCUUCUGAUUUCCGCUUCGAAAAAUGGAGGAAGAGUUGGUGAAGAGAAACACCGAUUGCGUCUAUUUCUUGGCUUCUCCUCUCACAUGCAAGAAGGGAAUUGAUUGCGAGUUUCGACACAGCAAGAUUGCGAGGCUCAACCCGAAGGAAUGCUGGUACUGGUUGGCUGGGAAUUGUCUCAAUCCGACCUGUGCUUUUCGACACCCUCCGUUGGAUGGGCAUGGUGGAGCACCAUCAGAGUCUUCCCCGCCAUCUGUAACUUCAAACAAGACCAGUGUUCCUUGUUACUUUUACUCCAAUGGCUUCUGCAACAAAGGUGAUAAAUGUUCUUUCUUGCAUGAUACUGAUGGUAACGCAUCAAAUGGGAAAUCUUCAAAGACAGCCUCUGCAUGUAAUGAAGCACUUGCACUUACUUCAGAAAAUGAGGCAGCUGCAGGGAAUGGAGCACUUGCACGCAUCUCAGAAAGCAAGGCACCUGCAGGAAACGAAGCACUUGCACGCACUUCAGAAAACAAGGCACCUGCAGGAAACGAAGCACUUGCACUUAAUUCAGAAACCAAGGCAUCUGUAGGAAAUGACACAAUGUCAGCGCCAAGAAUCACACAUCUCAACCCUUCUGAAACUGCCUCGAAGGCAACAGUUGGUACAAGAUUCCAGCACAAAGAGAAUCUUAGUUAUUUUGAGCAGAGGGUACAAAGAGAUUUUCCACAGAAAAGCGUCUGUACUCAGAUUUCUAUGUCUGGAGAUGAAGAGGCUGGUGAAAAUAGGUCAGACUCGCUUCCAGAAGAUAGCUCUAUUCGUUCCAAAUCUCAUUCAUGGACAGAUCAGAGUUCAGAGGAUGAAGAUGAUGACCUUGUGCCAGAGGAACGCUGGGAAUCCUCACCAGGAUUUGAUGUUCUUGUUGAUGGAAAAUCAGACAAUUUGGGUUGUGACGAUGAUCAGGAGUACUUUCCAACACUUCACGGGGAGCACAGGGAGCUGAAUAGCCGCUUCUUGGGCCAUGAUUUUGAAAAUCCAGACGAGUAUGUUCCCGAAUAUCCUGAUGCUAAACUUCUACAUGACAGAGAUAUGUACAAUGAUUGUCUGGAUACCAGGAUUAUUUUUGGUAAUCAUGGACCAAAUCCUGUCUACACGAAGGAGAGAAUGUCGGAUUCGAUGUUUUCCAGCAAGAGGAAACAUAUGCCAAGGGAACUGUUCGAUGGUGACGAGGAUUUUUUGGAUCUCCGAGACCGCCUCAGAAGGCGAAGAGUGACUGAUGGUCGUUCAAUUAAUGGCUUAUCAAGAAGGCACGAAUCACUUGGAUUGUUUGGCAGGCCUCAAAGACAUGGACUAGGUAGGCGGUUGCAUAGAAGAUUGGCAUCAGUAAUGGGAAAUAACACUUAUGAAUCACCUAGGGGGAAUGGAGCUUUCUCCAAUGGUGGAAUUCAACGUGGUUCGCUUAGGCAUGCACAGGAAUAUAGAUCCAGGAAGAAGCAUCACAAGGAGAGAAGGCCGGCUGAGGAGCAGUUUCCUUGGUCCGAAAUCUCGAAGAAACCAUUUCCAAGGGAGAAGAGAUGUGCAGGGCAGCCAACUAGCUUUACAGGACCCAAGAGCCUUGCCCAGAUCAGAGAAGAGAAGAGGAAAGCAGAAGAAAAUGGGGGUAGCAUUGGGAUACCAAAACGUGCGAGAAGAACUACAGUGGAUUUCCAGGGUCCGAAACCCUUGAACGAAAUUCUAAAAGAGAAAGGGAAGAUACCUGACUAGAGGGAAGGAAGUGCUGCUGGUAGCAACUGAAGUACUUAAUGCAGAGCGAUUUUCAGGUGAUGACGACAAAAAGUUGUGUGUUGUUUACCGUUGCUAGAUAGAAAUAGAAUCAUAGAAACACAUUUUCCUUCAUGUUACUAGAUGAAGCUUGCAUGGGCUGGUGGUGCAGAAGCUUACAGGCGUUGUUGAAAGACCCGUUUUAGAGUCUACAUUUACUCUCGAAUAUGGUAGUAACUGAUUCGGAAGCUUGACAGAGUUGGCUGCAAGGGCUUGGCAUCUUUUUUUGGCAACUUCAUUUGCUUUUGUUAUGAUUUUUGUACACAGCCACAUAUCCUCUCAUCUUAGUCGUUGUCGUUUCUCGUUGAUAUUUGGUUUCUGUUUUCGCUUAAAUUUGUACAUUACAUACCUUACGUAGCUCAAGCGGUCACGGGCGUUUAUUGUUGCCCGAUGUCUCGUUGUAGAUAUUAGAAUUCCUUUUGGCUGAGUCAAACACGGUGGUUUAGGAAAUUACGAGUUCGAACAACAAUA